AAAGAAUUGGGGAAAGGACGCGAUGUUGUGGCUGCGAUAUAUAGUCUUUGUGGGACCUUCUGCCUUUCACACUCAUCGCGCACGCUGUCGACAUUGCGUUGCAGACAAUAACUUCCGACGCUUCACGAUCGUUGACACGACAGUCAAAACUGCGCUCGCGACUUUUCGGCGCCGAACAUCAAAACAUACGAUCAGUCACCCCCCGAUCGAUAAAAUCGACCACAACUUCAUCGAACGAACGACAAGAAAGGCCAAAAGGCACGCAACGUGCCCAUCAUGGCACCUCUCAUCAACAAAAUCCUCCACCACCUCCUCACCCGCCAAGCAGCAGAGCCCUCCUCCGAGAACGAUGCCUUCGCCGACUUCGAAUUCUACCGCUACUCCCCCUCGCUCGCCGCCGCCAUAAUCUUCACCCUCCUCUUCAUCGCCACCACAGCCCUCCACACCUACCAACUAAUCCGCACUCGAACCCUCUACAUGAUCCCCUUCCUCAUCGGCGGCUUCUUCCAAUCAAUCGGCUACAUCGCUCGCGCAGUUUCCGCAACCCAAGAGAACGGAGAAUGGACUCUCGGACCUUACAUCGUACAAAGCACUCUCAUUCUCGUCGCUCCGGCACUUUUCGCAGCGAGUGUGUAUAUGCAUCUGGGACGAGUGGUGAGAAUGGUGAAUGGUGGACAGAAAGAUGAGAAAUUGUUGUUCGGGUUGAUUAAGACGACGUGGUUGACGAAAGUCUUCGUGGCGGGCGAUGUGCUCUCUUUUAUGAUGCAGGCUUCCGGUGGAGGGCUGAUGGCCACUAGUAGUGUGGAAACUGGAGAAACACUCGUUCUCGCUGGCCUCGGAGUGCAAAUUGCAUUUUUUGGCUUGUUUGUUUUCACAGGUGUGACUUGGCAUUUGAAGAUGAGGAGCAGGAAUUCGGUCAGCAGGACUGAAUCUCUUCGAGGUCUUCCCUGGGAGAAGCACAUGAUUUCGCUCUACAUUGUGAGCAUCCUGAUCUUCGUUCGAUCGAUCGUCCGCAUGGUCGAAUACGCACAAGGCUUCUCCGGCUACAUCCUUUCCCGCGAGUGGUACCUCUACGUUUUUGACGCCCUUCUCAUGUGGUUGGCUAUGGUCACCUUGAACGUCAUCCAUCCCAGUGCCGUGGCUGCUCAGAUCCGGGGAACGGGAAAGAUGGUCACCCAUGUGAUCCAGACCAAAGACGUCCAGUGAGUGACUGAACUGGAGACCCUGGAUUCCAUGGACUUAGCUGACCGGACGGGACUACCAGGCAGACGAAUUACCAGAAUGUCCAGAUGAAUGGUCCAUGGUCAUGAGGGCGGAGGCGUGAUUCGAAAAGGAUUUCGCAUUUGAGAGUCUUUGAGCACAAAGCAUUGUUGAUCUUGCAUCGUCGGGUUUGAUCGUUUUGAAGCGCGCAGCUAGAAACCCACAGUCCAGUUGGGAUGGAAAUAUGAAGCAUGAGGCAUGAUGCAUGAGCAUAGGGUGCGCUGGUGAGGAGGUCCUCGCCCGUAAAUGCAUGCACCCAGGAGUCAGUGUAAAAUAGAACCCCAGAGCAUAACUGACGGCUCAGUAACGAAGCACAUACUUUCCGCAGAUGAUGCCCUCGAGCAGGCCUACAGGCAUCCGGGCGUUCCCUGUUGUCCUACCAACCUGCACUAUUCCGCAUACAGUACUUCCAAUCCUCCUCAACCCCUCCCCG
Molecule: messenger RNA, 1693 nt
Organism: Cercospora beticola
Lineage: Eukaryota; Fungi; Ascomycota; Dothideomycetes; Mycosphaerellales; Mycosphaerellaceae
Source: RefSeq, a predicted model, not a curated record